Messenger RNA from Colletotrichum chrysophilum, 597 nucleotides. RefSeq lists its product as uncharacterized. The record is from RefSeq and is a predicted model, not a curated record. The transcript has a single exon. Bases 1 to 597 code for a protein of 198 amino acids. Lineage: Eukaryota; Fungi; Ascomycota; Sordariomycetes; Glomerellales; Glomerellaceae.
AUGCCCGCCGACUUCGACAAGCAAAGCUACUGGGGCGAACGCUUCGCAUCCGAGGUCACCUUCGAGUGGCUGACCCAAUCUGCGACCUUCAUGUCGAUCGUGGAUCCUUACCUCGCCAAACUCGACGACGCGGCGCCCAUCCUGCAGCUAGGCUUCGGUACGAGCGACCUGCAGAACCAUUUCCGGCAACGCGGGUUUCAGAAUGUGACCAACGUCGACUUUGAGCCACGUGCCAUCGACCGCGGCCGCAUGUUGGAGAAGCAAGUAUUUGGUGACGUGAAGAUGCGGUAUCUCGUCGCGGACGUCACGCAGCUCCAGCUGCAUGACAAGUACGAUUUAAUCGUCGAUAAGAGCACGGUCGAUGCGGUGUCCUGCGGUGGUAUUGAGCCGUUUUUGCGCAUGGCGGAGGGUGUGAGACGGCACCUGACGGAUGACGGGUUCUGGAUCUCAUUGAGCUACUCGUUCUGCCGAUUUAACGUGGCGGGAUUGCCUUUCGACGUUGAGGUGAUUGCAAAGAUUCCGACGCCGAAACUGAAGCCGCAUGAUCCGGAUGUCUUUCAUUACUGCUAUCUGUUGAGGCCAAAGGACUUCCGCUGA